AUUGAAAAAUACUAUUAUAUUUUAAUCACUUAAUUUGUGUUGAACUGGAAACACAACAGUAGACACGCUUAUAGUGAAUUGCAAAUUCGUAUAUUCAGGUAGAUUUCCGUAGUUUGUUUUCAGGCGGGACUGUCUGCCUCUGCUGCUCACAAAACAAAAUGACACAAAUACAGACGUUCUAAUAUCGCCACUUAUAUUUUUUAUUUGAACAAUAGCUAUCACGAAAGGUAACUUAGUAGAAAAACACGGUAGUAGUGUCAGUGUUCAUAGCGCUUUAAAGUGCGAUUUUAUUCUCUUUUAUCACAAAAUUAUGGACAGACCUUCUAGAAAUAGGAAAGCUGUUAACUACUCAGUCUUCCAAGACGAUGAUGAUGAGGACUUUACCUGUGUGAAACCUCCUCCCAAAAAAGCUCGAACGGCUGUUUCAGAGAGAAACCACAAGACUACAAGUGCAUCUCCAAAUGAAGUUGUUAUUCUCACCAGCCCAGGAAGCAGGAAGAGGGCAUCUCUGGAUGAUAAACUUUAUGACAGAGAUUUGGAGACAGCUCUAACAUUGUCAUUGCUAAGCUCUCCAAGAACACAAGAUGGAGAGCCUACAACCAAAACAGAUGAUUGUGAUGUGUCUCAGCCUAAUCAAUGUUCUCCACCUGUUCUGAUACACUGUAGUGCUGAUGCCAGCCAUAUAGAUGAUAGUCAUCCCCAUCCAGAUCUUCCUCCUGUGCUGUCAAAUUGUUGCAUUGAUGGCAGAAGUUUAGGGCUGAAUUUGAUCAGCUUGGAUGCCUCCCCUACCAAUGUUUCCAAACAGACUGAUGCCUCAAAAGAACAGAAAAAAACACUGAAGGAGAAGGACAACAAAGUUGAUGAGGACUACCAGCCGCAAAACACACCAGAUUCGGAGAGUGAUGCAGACUUCACUGAAGAAGAUGAAAGUGAAGACGAGACAUUCACGGUGAAGAAGAUAAAGGUGGUGAAACUAAAGACAGAAAAAAAGGCACCACCUCCUGUGAAGGACAAGAAGGAAAAGAAAGACAAAAAGCCCACGAAAGCCCCAAAUGCCUCAAAAGCUAAAACCUCAGCUCCCAGCCCAGCGAUCUGUCGGAGUCCAGCUGCUCCUGUGUCUGGACUGAAGAAGACACCAAAUACUCCACCUAUCUCUAAACCUGCUCUCUGCUCCAGUCCUGCAGGGGGCAAAUUGCCCAAGUGGAAUCCCCCUGGUCUGGUUGGCCGGAGUCCCGGUGCGUCUCAGAAUGCACCUAUGAAGUCUCCUGGACAGGGCCUGCGUUUAGGACUUUCCCGUCGGGCUCCAAUCAAACCCCUUCACCAAAAUGCUGCUGUGAACUAAACAGACUAGUUUUGAAGAAACUAUAUAAUGAGAAGCUGCACAUCUUUAGGUUUCCAUGGCAGAGAAAAAAAUGGUAAGAAGUCUAUUUUCAAAGUACUGAAAUUUGUCCAGAAUUUUAAGGCCUUUCAACACUUACUUACUGUAAGAAAUACAUUACUUGCAGUAGGAAGUUAAUUAAUUUUUGUUGUCAGUGUAAAAUUUUUAAAUGUCUUUUGUGUGGUGUGUUUUAGCUCUGUAAAUAUGCACUUUUUGAUAAACAUUAAAGACUGUGUAAUAUGCUAAAAUCUGAAUUUGCUCACUCGUUUUCAUUCACUCCCUGAAGUAUAUAUAUAUAUAUAUAUAUAUAUAUAUACUGUAUGUAGGGAAUAGUGAAUGAGGGUAUGGGGGCGAUUUCAGAGCGCCUGUCUUAAGUGAACGCUCAAGCCAUGUCUCCCUCUUGUUGCCAAAACAAGCCAUAAUAAAGGAGAGGGGAACAA
Pimephales promelas (fathead minnow) is the source of this 1818-nucleotide messenger RNA. The record is from RefSeq and is a predicted model, not a curated record. NCBI's taxonomy places the organism in Eukaryota, Metazoa, Chordata, Actinopteri, Cypriniformes, Leuciscidae.